AUGCGUUUUACUCUCCUCGCCCUCCUCGCCGGUUCCGUCCGCGCAGGAACUAUCGUCUGGGAUGGCCGUUUCAAUGACAUGAGCUCGAGUGCCGAUCUCAACACUUGGUCAUGGAGCAACCAAGUCGGGCCAUAUCAAUAUUACAUUCACGGCUCCGGCGCAGUAUCAAAAUAUGUAAACCUAUCACCGGAUUACAAGAACCCCGCAGACGGCGGCUCUAAACAAGGUGCCAAAUUCACACUUGAUAGCACAGCCUACUGGAAUGGCCAAAACAUGCGCCGUACGGAACUCAUCCCACAAACAAAGGCUGCCAUCGCCAGCGGAAAGCUGUUCUAUCAUUUCAGCAUCAAGCGCUCAAACACCAAUGCUCCUUCAAUCUACCGCGAGCACCAGAUUUGCUUCUUUGAAAGCCAUUUUGUGGAGCUGAAGAGUGGGUGGAUCUCGGGAGCAUCCGGAAACAGUGAUACGAACUUGAGAUUCUAUGUUGGUGGACAGAGCAAGUGGAACACGGUUUGGGAUGCGGAUGUUUGGCAUAACGUUGCUUAUGAGAUUGACUUCUCCGGCAACAAGGUAGGCUUCUGGCACUCCACCGGCUCCGACCCCCUUGUGCAAACCGUUGCCCCGGUCAGUGCAUCCACCUCUUCGAACGGCCAAGACUGGCAUCUCGGUGUCCUUGAGCUCCCCGUCAGUGGCCGAUCCGACUCCGACGAGGACUUCUACUUCUCCGGUGUUUACAUCGAGAGCGGUUCCAUCACCACAUCUGUUGCUGGACCUGGCGGUGCCGUUGUAGGCCAACCCAGUGGAAUGGUCACCAGCACCAAGGUUGCAACCCCAACCAAUGCACCUGUUGAGACGAAUGUUACACCAACACCAGCUGGCACUUUGGCACAGUAUGUGCAGUGUGGAGGUGCGCAGUGGACAGGGUCUGGAACUUGUGUUGAGGGAACGAAGUGUGUUGUCACAAACGAGUACUACUCUCAGUGUUUGUAG
Molecule: messenger RNA, 990 nt
Organism: Venustampulla echinocandica
Lineage: Eukaryota; Fungi; Ascomycota; Leotiomycetes; Helotiales; Pleuroascaceae
Product: Cellulose-binding protein
Exons: 3
Coding region: 1-990 (329 amino acids)
Biological process (GO): carbohydrate metabolic process
Cellular component (GO): extracellular region
Molecular function (GO): cellulose binding
Source: RefSeq, a predicted model, not a curated record